UUUUCUGGUUAUAAUGAAACUGUGACUCAGGACACAGUGAUUGCAAGCAAAUCUCCAUUGUUCAUUAUUUAAAAUGUCAGUUUCAGCUUGUCUUUUAAAUGACCUGACCUAUAAUAAAACGUAAUUAUCUUUCUUUUUAAAGAGUGUUCACUGUGAAGAGGACGGAGGGAGACGUAAUGAGUGUUGCCAUCAAACUGGGCCUUUAUGUAAAUGGUUAGGAAUACCUGCUUUACAGCCAGUAAGGUGAAGGUUCAUUAGUUUUUGGUAUUGAGAAGAGUGGGAACAAGUCAAUGGCACCCCUUCCACUUGGCAUUCGCUUCAUAACUUCAUUUUCACGUGAUCAGUGCUACAGAACGUUUACACUGAUUCUGACCUUCUUGCUGUACACGGCUUAUCAUCUGUCUCGGAAACCAAUCAGCAUUGUCAAGAGUGCCCUGCACAUGAAUUGUUCGUUAGCCAAUGAAGUUGAACUGUACAGCUAUAAAGAACAUUUGAUUCAGGCUAAACUACUGAGAAAAGCCUUCUCCAAUGACACUUGGUGCAGCUGGGAGCCCUUUGAUAAAAGUAACUACAAGCAGCUAUUGGGAGCCCUGGAUUACUCAUUUCUGUGUGCGUAUGCUGUUGGAAUGUAUGUCAGUGGUAUAAUAGGAGAACGUUUAUCUAUUCGAUUGUACCUCACUUUUGGGAUGUUGAGCAGUGGUGUAUUCACUGCAUUAUUUGGUCUGGGAUACUUCUACAAUAUCCACAAUUUACAGUACUACAUACUUAUUCAGAUUGCUAACGGUUUUGUGCAAACCACUGGCUGGCCCAGCGUUGUGACCUGUAUCGGAAACUGGUUUGGUAAAGGAAAGAGAGGCCUGAUCAUGGGCAUCUGGAAUUCUCACACCUCUGUGGGGAACAUCCUAGGCUCCCUGAUAGCUGGCUACUGGGUGUCCAGCUGUUGGGGAAUGUCCUUUGUGGUGCCAGGCAUCAUUGUUGCUUUGAUGGGAGUAGUUUGUUUUCUGUUCCUAAUUGAACAUCCACAAGAUGUUAAAUGCACUCUAUCCCGAGCCCGGAAACCAUCCAAAUGUUUAACUGAGUGGGUUGGAUUUAAACAGAAGUACCAGUUUUACCAAAACAGUAGAAGUGACUCACUAGGAGACCCAGAACAGGAAUGUUUUUUGAAGUACAGUGAUCAUCAGCUUUCAGCCAAGUCCAAUGGCUUUCCAACAAACCAUGUUGUUGUCAUCAGCAAUGAGAAAGGGGAUACACCAGCAGCAAUUAGCUUCUUUGCAGCCCUGAGAAUCCCGGGAGUGUUGGAGUUUGCUUUCUGUCUCCUGUUUGCCAAGUUAGUCAGUUAUACAUUCCUUUUCUGGCUGCCAAUGUAUCUUGCUAACAAAGAACACUUUGAAGCCAAGAAAGCUGGAGAUCUUUCAACGCUGUUUGAUGUAGGUGGAAUCAUAGGUGGAAUCCUUGCGGGUGUGAUAUCUGAUUACACAAAAAAGAGAGCAACUACUUGUGGAGUGAUGUUGCUGCUGGCUGCACCAACACUCUACGUAUUUUCUGCGGUUGGCUACAUGAGUCUGAAAGCCAUUGUUGUUAUGCUGAUUGGCUGCGGGGCAUUAGUGAAUGGACCAUAUGCACUCAUCACAACUGCAGUGUCUGCUGAUUUGGGCACACACAAGAGUUUAAUGGGAAAUUCCAAAGCUCUGUCCACUGUGACUGCAAUCAUUGAUGGUACUGGCUCCAUUGGUGCUGCUUUAGGACCUCUGUUAGCAGGGCUCAUCUCUCCCACAGGGUGGAACAAUGUUUUUUAUAUGCUGAUGGUUGCAGAUGCCUUUGCUUUUUUGUUACUGAUACGUCUUGUAAUGAGGGAGCUUCGUUUUAAAGGGCCCAAGGCAGAUCAGACUGAGUUGAAGGAGCACUGACACUCAUAUCUCAACGACACAUUUCAAAUCUCAGCCAUUGGGUUUCUCGUAUCCAUGUCCCGCAGUGCUAUGGAAGAAGCAUAUUUGCACAACAGAGGAGACAGGAAGUGGAAAUGUGGACCCUGUGCCUAGACUGCAGUCUGCAGCAUCUAGGGCUCAUUUUCCAAUCUCCAGACUGUCUAUGCUUUAAAUUCAAUACUUUUGAACCAAACAAUCUGGACCAUUUCUUGUCUGAGCCUAAUUCAGCGUGCCUUAUUUCAUUUAUUUAUGGAGACAAUGGGUGCCUUUUUUAAAUAUUUACAAAGUGAUUUGCUUAUUUCUGAUACAAAUGGUGUUAAUGUGGCUGAUGUUGAGUAAAGAUAUAUUUAUUUUGA
Chiloscyllium plagiosum (whitespotted bambooshark) is the source of this 2281-nucleotide messenger RNA. The record is from RefSeq and is a predicted model, not a curated record. NCBI's taxonomy places the organism in Eukaryota, Metazoa, Chordata, Chondrichthyes, Orectolobiformes, Hemiscylliidae.